UAAAAUCAAUAAUACUCCCAAAUUUUUUGAAAGAGUCCAGAGUCCACCCUAUAUAUAUGUCAUCUCUUUCGCAUUUCAAGAACAAUCAAACAAACAAGUCUCCAGUUUCAUCGAUCAGUCGUUCCUAACAACAAAAAUGGCAUCAAACCUUAAAAUCUUCACAUCACUUGCAAUUGUAUGCGCCAUUCUGACCGUAUCCAUGGCCGGAGAUCCCGACAUUCUCACAGACUUCAUCGUGCCACCUAACGUAGGCGGCCCACUUGACGGAAACUUCUUCACCUUCACCGGAAUGCGGUCACUCGUCGGAGCUCCAUUUCCGGCGACUUUCAAGGUCUCAAAAGCAAGCAUGGCUGAAUUCCCGGCUCUUAAUGGCCAAAGUGUUUCUUAUGCAGUUCUUCAAUUUCCAUCCGGGUCAGUCAACCCGCCCCACACCCAUCCACGGGCCUCCGAGCUCUUGUUUGUUCUCAUGGGUUCUUUGCAGGUAGGGUUUGUUGACACCACCAAUAAGCUGUUUACACAGACACUACAACAAGGCGACAUCUUUGUCUUCCCCAAGGGACUUGUUCACUUCCAGUUUAACAGUGAUGCAAAGAAUCCCGCUUUAGCUGUGUCUGGAUUUGGGAGUGCGAAUGCGGGGACUGUUUCGGUUCCUAAUUCUGUUUUUAAUACCACCAUUGAUAACCAGAUUUUGGCAUUGUCGUUCAAGACUGAUGUGGCUACCAUUCAGAAGAUUAAAUCCGGGUUUUCUGGCUAAUUCUUAGGCUUGACAGUUGAAAUUUGAAUUUAUUAUAUA
This is a messenger RNA of Lactuca sativa (garden lettuce), 793 nucleotides long. Its product is annotated as germin-like protein 9-3. Lineage: Eukaryota; Viridiplantae; Streptophyta; Magnoliopsida; Asterales; Asteraceae. The record is from RefSeq and is a predicted model, not a curated record. Gene Ontology annotation, molecular function: manganese ion binding.